Molecule: messenger RNA, 3068 nt
Organism: Rhinichthys klamathensis goyatoka
Lineage: Eukaryota; Metazoa; Chordata; Actinopteri; Cypriniformes; Leuciscidae
Gene: lonp1
Product: lon peptidase 1, mitochondrial
Exons: 18
Coding region: 108-3068 (986 amino acids)
Biological process (GO): mitochondrion organization; protein catabolic process; protein quality control for misfolded or incompletely synthesized proteins
Cellular component (GO): mitochondrial matrix
Molecular function (GO): ATP hydrolysis activity; single-stranded DNA binding; ATP binding
Source: RefSeq, a predicted model, not a curated record
GUCCUUUUAAUAUGCAAAUAAGAGGGCGUGGUCUAUCCUUACACCGUCAUCAGAACUAGACAGCGGCGUGGUCACGUGCUACUCGCAGAGAAUACUCCAGAUCCAAGAUGGCGGCGUACAUGAGAAUGUGGAGAUCAUACCGUCCCGUGUCCAGAAGCAUCAGCACAGCUUCAUCAGCAGGAACGGUCCUGAUCAGAGCCGGGUUAAACGCGUUAUUCCCGCGGGAUCCUCUCAGCGGGAGCCGCUUCAUCCACAUCCAGCGCUCGUAUUCCAGUAUAUCCAGCAGAAAGUCGUUACACAACGCGAGGAUCGCAGCAUCCGCAGUGAGUGACAGGUCGAGGCGCGUGCCCGCGGGCUCCGGGAGCCUCGGACUCGGGUGUCAACAGAAGAGGUUUCUCUUCGGGAACCAGGGAAGCGGGUUCUCCGGAGGGGACGGGGCAGAGAGUAGCGGGGGAGCUGAGGAUGAAUCCGGGGGUGAUGAAGGUCCUUAUACUCCUCCUCCUCCUCAGAUGAGCGCGCUCACCACGAUGCUCGUGCCCGAGGUUUUCCCGAACGUGCCUCUCAUCGCUGUCAACAGGAAUCCCGUGUUUCCCAGAUUCAUCAAAAUCAUUGAGGUAAAAAACAAGCAGCUCAUGGACCUGUUGAGGCGAAAGGUUCGACUCGCUCAGCCGUACGCAGGUGUGUUUCUGAAGAAAGAUGACAGUAACGAGUCGGAUGUGGUGGAGAGUCUGGAUGCCGUUUAUCGCACCGGAACAUUCGUGCAGAUCCACGAGAUGCAGGAUCUCGGAGACAAACUCCGUAUGAUUGUGAUGGGGCACAGAAGAAUCCGCAUCAAUAAGCAGCUGGAUGUUGAGCCGGAGGAGCCGGCGUCCCUGGAGCUGGAGGCUGAAGGCGAGCCGCUCAAAGCCGCGCGCCGGAAGCAGAAACGUUCCCGCAAGGAUCCGGCGUCUCCUGCUGAGGCCAUGGAGGAGAAGGUGCAGGUGGCGGAGCUUGUGGUGGAGGCGCUUCCUCUUCCCAGCGUCCUCAUGGUGGAGGUGGACAACGUGAUCCACGAGGACUUCCAGGUCACAGAAGAAGUCAAGGCCCUGACGGCUGAGAUCGUCAAGACCAUACGUGACAUCAUCGCUCUGAAUCCACUGUACAGAGAGUCUGUUCUCCAGAUGAUGCAGGCUGGGCAGAGAGUAGUGGAUAACCCGAUCUACCUGAGCGACAUGGGGGCGGCACUGACCGGGGCCGAUUCGCACGAGCUACAGGACGUCCUGGAGGAAACAAACAUUCCCAAACGACUCUACAAAGCACUCUCUCUGCUGAAGAAGGAGUACGAACUGAGUAAACUACAGCAGCGUCUCGGGAGAGAGGUGGAGGAGAAGAUCAAGCAGACGCACAGGAAGUACCUCCUCCAGGAGCAGCUGAAGAUCAUUAAGAAGGAGCUCGGCCUGGAGAAAGAGGACAAAGACGCCAUUGAGGAGAAGUUCAGGGAGAGGUUGAAGGACCGUACCGUACCUCAGCACAUCAUGGAGGUUAUCAACGAGGAGCUGAACAAACUGGGGCUGUUAGAUAACCACUCCUCAGAGUUCAACGUCACCCGUAACUACUUAGAUUGGCUGACCUCCAUGCCGUGGGGAACCAACAGUGUGGAGAACCUGGAGUUGGUCCGAGCCAAAGAGGUGUUGGAAGAGGACCACUACGGAAUGGAUGACGUCAAGAAACGCAUUCUGGAGUUCAUAGCUGUGAGCCAGCUUAAAGGCAGCACACAGGGAAAGAUCUUGUGUUUCUAUGGACCUCCUGGAGUCGGCAAGACCAGUAUCGCCCGCUCAAUCGCCAGAGCGCUUAAUCGCGAAUACUUCCGCUUUAGCGUGGGAGGAAUGACGGAUGUGGCGGAGAUUAAAGGCCACAGGAGAACAUAUGUUGGUGCAAUGCCAGGAAAGAUCAUCCAGUGCCUAAAGAAAACGAAGACUGAAAACCCAUUGGUCCUUAUUGAUGAGGUUGAUAAGAUCGGUCGAGGGUACCAGGGUGACCCGUCUUCUGCGCUACUGGAGCUUUUAGAUCCAGAACAGAACGCUAACUUUCUUGACCACUACCUGGAUGUGCCUGUCGACCUGUCUAAGGUGCUUUUCAUUUGUACGGCCAAUGUUCUCGACACCAUCCCCGAACCCUUACGAGACCGAAUGGAAAUGAUCAACGUCUCAGGCUACGUUGCUCAGGAGAAACUGGCAAUUGCGGAGAGAUACCUGGUUCCCCAGCUGCGAUCCCUGUGCGGGCUGGAUGAGCAGAAGGCCAGGAUCACGCCCGAGGCCCUGAGCGUGCUCAUCAGACAGUACUGUCGGGAGAGCGGCGUCAGGAACCUGCAGAAGCAAGUGGAGAAGGUGUUCAGGAAAGUGGCGUUUCGGAUCGUCAGCGGCGAGGGGUCGGAGGUCAGCGUCACUUCGGAAAACCUCCAGGAUUUCGUGGGGAAGCCCAUCUUCACUGUGGACCGGAUGUAUGACGUCACGCCGCCGGGAGUCGUCAUGGGCCUGGCCUGGACCGCCAUGGGCGGCUCGACGCUGUUCAUCGAGACGUCUCUGCGGCGCGCGAGGGAUCCGGUGGGCAAAGACGGGCCCCGAGACGGGUCGCUGGAGCUCACGGGGCAGCUGGGAGACGUCAUGAAGGAGAGCGCUAAGAUCGCCUACACCUUCGCUCGCUCGUUCCUCAUGAAGCAGCAGCCGGAGAACCAGUUCCUGCUGGGAUCCCACAUACACCUGCACGUGCCGGAGGGAGCGACUCCUAAAGACGGGCCGAGCGCGGGCGUCACGAUCAUCACGGCUCUGCUGUCUCUGGCUCUCGACGCCCCGGCCCGGCAGAACCUGGCCAUGACCGGAGAGGUGUCUCUGACCGGGAAGAUCCUGCCGGUGGGGGGCAUCAAGGAGAAGACCAUCGCUGCGAAGAGAGCGGGCGUCACCUGCAUUAUCCUGCCGGCCGAGAACAGGAAGGACUUCUCGGAUCUGGCCGACUACAUCACAGAGGGACUGGAAGUGCACUUCGUGGAGAACUACAGCCAGAUCUUCCCACUCGUAUUCUCGGGACACUGA